AGGACCAAUAAAGUUUGAAAUAUGAUUAAAUAUGAGACGAUGUCGCUCAAAAGUGAACACGAUUUUCGUUAUGAAUGAGGAAAAAGCGUUUAUUUGGUCGCACGGGUGUACCUAAUGGUGUGUCCUGCGACUCUGCUGCUGGUGUCAAUCAUUAGAUGUGGGCGGGGCUAUAAUGACAGAAUUGGAUCAAGUUUCAUCCAGUGGCCGUGGCGGACUGAACCAUUUGAGUGUUUGUGGGGCGGGGGGUAACGCGUUCGCAACCAUAAAAGCAAAAACGCGAACCAACGAGUAGAAACGUGCUAACACUUCACAGUAUUACGUGGAUGGUGUUUAAAAUUAUUACAUUUAUACAGCGGUGGCAGUAGUUGAGGGUUAAAGAAGACGGGAGGAGCACUUCACCGCCAUUUUUAAUCUGCGAAUGGAUUAUUCCGUCCCUUGUAUUUGUCUUCCACGAUCGCUCCAAUCGCAGUUGAGUUCAGUGCUUGAUGCUGUCAAGAGUCCUGCAUCGCCGAGCUCCAAAAACUGAAGAAAACCUGCCAUCCCCCCCCCCCAAAAAAAAAAAAAACUCAGUAUCAAAAACUGCGUUGAGUUGUUAACUUUAAAAGUACCCGGGCGAAGCUGCGCCCAACCAACCCCCCUCAAAAAAAACCCCAAAAAACGAGCGGAGCCAAGGCCGAGGAGGGCGUGACGCGCAAUCCCAGAAAGCUCGCGGGCGAACGAGGCGACGACGAGCGGGCUAUGCGCCGGCCCAAGCCAGACGUCAAGAAGAAGAAACGCGACAGAAUUGUCAAAAGGUAGACCGGCGGGGGAGGGGCCGACGGCCACACACUUGACAAAGUCGUCUUUGUUGACGAUGUGAAGCACCUGGACGAGAAAAGAAGAUGGUGCUCUCCAGGGACAUGUGCGGCCGGGAAGCCCGCAGAGGGGGCGUGCAGGCAAGCGGCUGCAGGCGCAAGACAACCGCUGGUUGCCCGAGAGGCCGGAAAAAGCAUCCUGGGCAUCAUCAUCAGCAGCAACAAGCAGGACUCCAGAGGCCCAGCGGCAGCGGCAGCGGCAGCGGCGGUGCGACUCUGCUGCGCCUCCGGCCCAUCAACAGAGCUCGGGGCAUGCGAGCCCCCAAGAACACCAACCAGUUCCUCAUGCACGAGAAGUACCAGAUGAUGCACAUGCGCUCCGAUUCCGUGGGUAGCGACACCGGGGGGAGCUGCUCCGACAGCGACUUGGAGCUCACCGACAUGGACUCGUACCUAGGCGCCCUGGAGAACGCCAGGGGAGCCCUGCCGGAGGGUCCGGAACCGGAGCCGGAGCCGCCGAGCGGGACGCGGCGGGACCAGGUGGUCCAGCACGAAGACAGCAUGCAGUACUUCCCCUCGGAGGACGACCUCUUGCAGAGCCACAACUUCAUGCAGCGGGACUUUGCGCAGUUCUGUGACUUUCUGACGUCAUAAACAGGGAGGUUGGUGCCGACGUCAUUUCGGAAGCUUUGUCAACAGUCUUUUGUACAGUACAUCAAAUUACCCUGUAAUAAAUUAAAUUUUUAAAAAAAAUGUGCUGUUUGGCUUUUGCAGUAUAUUUUUGUUGGAACCUAUUAUUCGCAGAAAUAAAAACUCACCUGUUUGGUGUUUUGGUGCUCAGGCUAAAGCAAUAAUAAUUGGUUUGCCGGCACCUUGAUGUUGAAGUGAGUUGAGGAGCUUCAUUUGCACAUCAAAAAAAGUUUCUUUUUGACAGUAGUUCUUUGUAACUUAAGUGCUAACAGUUUUGACUUUUUUAAAGCACAGUACGGUGGCUCGCACAUAUUUGUAAUCAGUCCUUGAAAACCUCAUCUAUUCGCUCAAUCCCCCGAAAAUAUGUUUUGAGGAAUCUUGGUGCUCAACAUUUAAAAAAAAAAGAUUAAAACCCAACUGCUUUAAACAGAAAACUUAGUGUAAUUAAAUAAAAUUGUGUAGUAUAGUUCAACCCACAUAAAAUAUAAGAGAAAUCUAGCAAUAUAGAAAGGGAUUACUGUACUGUUGCUUAUCCACAAAAGUGCACCUUUUCUGAAAUUUUUGAAAACGAUCAUGCUACAUUUACUACCCCUAUUGUGUAUAUGUAAAAUAAAUAUAUUUAAAAAAAUGAGAUAAA
Messenger RNA from Syngnathoides biaculeatus (alligator pipefish), 2121 nucleotides. Its product is annotated as coiled-coil domain-containing glutamate-rich protein 1. The transcript has a single exon. NCBI's taxonomy places the organism in Eukaryota, Metazoa, Chordata, Actinopteri, Syngnathiformes, Syngnathidae. The record is from RefSeq and is a predicted model, not a curated record. Bases 882 to 1448 code for a protein of 188 amino acids.